Messenger RNA from Lampris incognitus (smalleye Pacific opah), 1236 nucleotides. Its product is annotated as indoleamine 2,3-dioxygenase 2-like. Gene Ontology annotation, molecular function: indoleamine 2,3-dioxygenase activity; heme binding; metal ion binding. The coding region runs from base 1 to 1236 and encodes 411 amino acids. Gene Ontology annotation, biological process: 'de novo' NAD+ biosynthetic process from L-tryptophan. The transcript is spliced from 10 exons. The record is from RefSeq and is a predicted model, not a curated record. Lineage: Eukaryota; Metazoa; Chordata; Actinopteri; Lampriformes; Lampridae. Gene Ontology annotation, cellular component: cytoplasm.
AUGGAGACCAACAGCAGAGCAAGACUACAAGCAGACCUAGAUGCAUUUCAUAUUUCUGAGGAGCUGGGAUUCCUCCUAGAAGAGCCAUUGACUGAUCUCCCAGAAUACUAUCGAGCAUGGAUGGAUUUAGCAAAGAACCUCUCCCCUCUGAUUGAGUCACAUCAACUACGUGAUCAGGUACAUGACAUGCCUGUAUUGAGCCCCCAUCUUCUGAGUAGCCAUCGGGAGCUAAUGUUGGCUCACCUGGCACUGGGAUUCAUUACUAUGGGCUAUGUCUGGCAGGAGGGACAACAGGCACCUGCUGAGACACUCCCAAAAGCCCUGGCCUUGCCUUUCUGGCUGGUCUCACGUAGGCUCGGCCUUCCACCAAUAUUGACCUAUGCAGACUCAGUUCUGGCCAACUGGAAAAUGAAGCAUCCAGAGGGGGAUAUGGAAAUUGGGAACUUGGACUUGAUAUUUUAUUUCCCUGGUGGUGAGAGCUGUAGAGGAUUUUUUCUGGUUUCAUUAUUAGUUGAGAUGGCUGCCAGUUUAGGCAUAAAGGGAACCCUGGAAGUGAUGCAUGCCAUGGAAAUCUGUGACCUAAUCAGCAUAGAGAAGGGUCUCCAUAAGAUGGCAACAUCUCUGAUGAAGAUGAAAGAAAUCUUCAAACUCAUGCACAAAUAUGUGGAUCCAACUGAUUUUCAUGGAACUUUGAGAAUAUUUGUCUCAGGGUGGCGAGAUAAUCCCAUGCUUCCAUGUGGGCUGUUGUAUGAAGGUGUUAGCAAAGAGCCAAUUCUCUUAUCAGGGGCAAGUGCAGCCCAGAGUUCAGCCAUCCAGUGCUUCGAUGCAUUGUUGGGCAUUCAGCAUGAGGGUGACCCAGGAACCUACUUGACUCGCAUGAGAGAUUACAUGCCCCCCGCCCACUGUCAGUUGAUAGAAACUUUGUCUGCCUGCCCAUCUCUGCGAGAUUUCAUCCUCUCCUGCUCCAGCUCUGCUCUCUGCAAAGCAUAUAACGCCUGUGUCUUAGCGCUGAGAGAACUGCGGACCUACCACCUCUGUGCCGUAGCUAAAUACAUUACUGUGCCUGGUGGGUGUGCCCACGCCAGUGGUUGCCCACUUAGAGGUGUAGGCCAUGCGUUGGAUGCUACUGGUACCGGUGGAUCCAGUCCCAUGGUCUUCCUCAGGAGUGUCCGUGACACCACCAUCAAAGCAAUGAUCUCAGAGGGAGCAGAUGCAUCAGGAAGUCCUGUGAUGUGA